Messenger RNA from Cuscuta europaea, 8615 nucleotides. The record is from the annotation of a GenBank genome assembly. NCBI's taxonomy places the organism in Eukaryota, Viridiplantae, Streptophyta, Magnoliopsida, Solanales, Convolvulaceae.
ACACCUAUCCACACGAGAUCAAAUCACUCUGCUUACCAGUAGCCUAGGGCUUAAUGAGGUUGGAAUUGGGCUUCGGAUCCAGGUGUAUCCCUAUCACCUGUCCCCUUGUUUCCUUUGUAUUUCAAUGCGUGAUCGCUUAGUGUGUUCUUGAUACUUGUUCCACAAGUUCGUUGCUUGAUCAUUUACCAGAGGAAACAAUGAAUCAAUUCGAAAAAUCUGAGAAUGAGUUGCCGGAUUUCUUUUCGAUGUUGCCUGAACCACUUACUCAUCACAUUUUGUCCUUCCUUCCGUUCACGGAUAUCGUCCGUACUUCAGUCUUGUCUAAGAUGUGGAGUCGCAUUUGGUUCAAUUACCCUAACAUCGAUUUGUUUUUGCAUGAGCAGAGUUACAUAGAUAAACUACAUCGACAUUCUUUCAUAGAUCACAUUAAAUCAGUCAUGGAUCAAUGCAUUCUUCGAAAAGAUUGCAUACAUAAGUUGCAGUUAAAAGUUUAUGCUGAUAACCUGGAGGAGUUGGCCCCCAUUAUGGACCAGUGGAUGAAGGCUGCAAUUGAGAGGAAUGUUUCUGAGCUAGUGUUUGAGAUGAAUUUUGCUCCAACCGCUUACUAUAAUAUUCCGAAGGAAGUAUUUGUCUCUAAUUCACUGAAGGUUUUACAGCUUGAGGGGUGUAAGUUUGACGAUAGUUUUUCCCGCACUAAUCUUCCACAUCUACAGAAGCUCAAAACCAUGCAGUGCCUGUUUGCCGGUGAGAACGUCUUAUCCAAGAUUUUAUGUGGCUGUCCUGAGUUGGAGUAUCUGCAAGCUUUAGUAUCUGAAGGCAUGAGAAGUUUUCUCUCGGUUUCACGUAAACCUAGAUUGAAAUAUUUUCACAUCGGGCGUUGCAACGAGCUCGAGAGGAUUGAGAUCUUUGUACCCAGUCUUGAAACGUUAAAAUGUGAUAUUCCAUAUUCAUGUUCCAUUGAUUUGGCUAGCUGCACUCUUCUCAAACAUUUGGAAAUACACCACGCUAUCCUCUCUUCUGAUUAUGUCCCUAUUCAGUAUCUUUUAUCUAACCUUCUCCAAAUUGAAGAAUUGCAUUUGUCUAACUGUAAACCGGCUGACAAAAUUCAAAUCUCAAGUCCAUGCCUCAAAAGACUUGUCAUAACGGAGUACAAAAGCUUUCCUGGUGCUGAACUUGACAUCCCAAAUUUACUUAGUUUAGACUUCUUUUCUAUGGGUGAAUGUAAUAAGAAUAACCGGUUCAGUUCUUGGAAUGUUCCCAAGGUAGAAGAAAUUCUCAUGUUGUUUUCUGUUAAAAGCUUUCGGAGUUCUUGCAGGGGUGGACUGAAGGGGUUCCUUAGGCAGUUACAAAAUUAUGAGGAUGUGAAAUUGAUUAUACAGUGCAGAGGUAAACAGGAUCUAAUUAUGCACGAGAAACUGCAAGCAGUUUCCUUUUCUUCUCUGAAUAAAUUCUUAAAAAAGGCACAACCAAGAUUUGUGCUCAUAUCAUCUAGAAGAGAUGAUUCGUUCUUGGCUCGUUUGCUGGUUUCUAGAGAAGACAAUGUUAGUCUAUCCAUGAUAUUUUCUUCUCGCAGAAGCAUAGAGUUGUUGCACGAGAAAUUGAGCAAUGUAUCAUUUCUGAAGCGUUGGUAUAGGGAAUUUCAGCUGGUUUCUAUAGAGGAGAUAGAGCGUGAAAUGGACUCUGAUUGGAAACCCUUCUUUGAGACCCAUUCAAUAGGUUACCACACUGCUAGAAUAAUCCUCAUCAGGAGAGUUUGAUGGGCAUGAUCGGUUCAAUUCAAUGUAGCAUGUGUUUGAAAAAAUGCUAGGUGGUGGCCCCUGGCGGCGCUUAAUCGGGCACAGAACAAAAAAAAAAGCUCUAGUGCUGCUUGCUGGUUAUAUUCACAUCAAUCAGAUGAUGGUUGCCAUCUGUAACACUGCGCUCCUGCAAUGACAAUCCAGUCUAAAAGGUAAUAACAUGGAUGCGAACGCCCUGUUUGCUAUGAAGAAGAAGAAGGGCAAGGCCCAAACCAAGAAGAAGGAUCCUUCAGGCCAGCAGCCCGUGGAUGCGUCCUUUCAGAAGGACGGGGUGGAGUCUUCUGCAGCUGUUCCCACCGCUGACGGGGCAGGGGUUUCUCAAGCCGAUGCGGCCACGAAGAAGAAGUCUGGGAAGGGGGGAAGCCCUCCGGCAAAGAAGCAGAAGAAGGCAGGGGAUGUCGCAGAGAGAGUUGCCCCCGUGAUGAUAAUCGAGGAGCAAUCCUCUUCUGAGCCCCCGGUCGCAACCGCGUUGACAGCUCCGAUAGGCCUCCCUUCGAGAGACUUUCCUCGGGAGACAUUGCAAUUCUCCCUUCCCCCGGGAACUUCCGUGAUGCACGGCACAGUUGAAUCGAAGGCAUUCUUGAGGGGGAUUACUUCGGGGAUGGACAUGGCAGCUGCCCUAGAGAGCCAGAUCCUCCGGUGUACUCUUUCUGCUUGCAUAGCCCUCGGUGAGCAGGCCAGGAGGCUCGAAGAGUGGCGUCUUCUGAAGGCUCAACAGGAUGAGAAGUUGAAGAAGCUCAUCCAUGAAAACUCUGAUGUCGUAAGGCAGAUGGCUACGUUAGAGGAGGACCUUUGACGGGCGAAGGUUGAAGCUGAGAGAGCCAAAGCGGAGGGUCAAGCUGAGGGCAAAGCUGAGGUCGAGAGGGCUGCCACUGAGGUUGCGAAGAAGGUUGUCGAGGAGGUUGAGACUGCCAAAGCUGAAGCGGUGGCUGCCGCCGGGAAGUCUGCAGUUGAUGCCUUCAUUGCCGGUGGCUGGGAGGCCGCUGAUAGGGAAGAAUGGGUCUCCUCUGUGGUGCGGAAGAAGAUCGACGCCUAGGUUGAAGGCCCCGGUAAGGAGUGGUUGGCCGAGAGAGGCGACUGCUACUACCAAGGGGGUGAGUUCUUCACCCAGCACCUGAUAUACCGGAGGCUUGCUCGUCACUUCAAUGUCUCCCUCGAUCAGUUCGACUCGGCGGUGUACGACCUUCCCCCGUUGCAACCAGAUGUAAGAAUUCCCCUCCCCCCGGGCGAAGAGAGGCCCGUGAUUGAUGACUCUAUGAUGAUGGGGGGUCCGGCGAGGGCGGUGCUGAUGAGGCCGUCGGAGAAGAGGUCACCUCCAAAGUUGCCGAGGGAGAAACCACCGAAUGAUCUUGUAUUUGUAAAUCUUUUGAACAAUAUUUGUAACUGAAUACGUUUACCGCCCUUGCAUUUGAAUACUAUCUUCUGAAUGAAUAGUGUGCCUUCGGGCUUCAAUGUUUGAAUUUACUCUUUUCUUCUCUUAUAGUAAGUGAAUGGCCUUCGUUUUUCUUUACGUUCCUUUCAUGUAUGCGUGUAUGUUUGCAUUAUGAUUUGACCGGGGGCUAAUCAUUUAGGACUUAGAAGAAAUAUUCCAAGUGUUGUGCAGCAUUAGGCCUUCGGUUGAAGCUUCCCCUCGAUCUCGUGUAGCUGUCACUAGUUGACUGAGGGCCCAAAUUUAUAGGACUUAGAAUAUUUUUCUAAGUGUUGCUCACAACUUUUGCCCUCGGCUGACAUCCUCUUUGUGUGUCUUCUGUUGUGUUAGUUGUAAGUCUUCAGUUGUUGGUGGCUGGGGGCCAACAGUCCAGGACUUAGAAAAUUCUCAAAUGUGGUAUUACCUCUGAGCCCUCGGUUGAAUGUUGAGUUUGACCGAUGGGCAACCUUUUUAGGACUUAGGAAGUUUUUCUGAGUGUAGUUUCACCACUGAGCCUUCUGUUGUGUGACCCCUCUGGCUGCAUGGAGAUUUGACCGAGGGCCUAAUGUUUGGGACUUAGAAAGAGUUCCUACAUGUCACCUGUCACUUGGCCUUGGGUAAAUGAGCUCUGUGAGUACCAGCCUCCGGUGUAGAUUGUAGUGCCGGGGGUUGCUGGAACUUGGACUUAGGAAAUUCAAGAUCAUGUCUGUGGGUACUCGCCUUCGGUGCUGUGUGGCAGGCGCCCUCGGCCGUAGUGGGUUCCCAAAAUGUGGACUUAGGAAAAUUUUGUAAGACAUUCGUGUUGUAAUAAAGGCGGACGGGGAGUGGUGCCUUCAUUGUUGAGUGGACUUUAGCCAAUUUUAAUCCUUUAGUAGGAUUAGAGCCCUCGGUAUUCGUUGAUGCCGGAGGCCACCAGUUUGUGGACUUGACUGAUAUUUGAUGUAUGGUGACCGGGGGCAUUCCUUUGGAGAUCCCUCGGUGUUGUCUGACGCCGGAGGGCAUCAAUAUUUGUUGGUUAAUCCAGAUAGUGGACUUUGUUGAAUAGUGGCCUUCUGGAAUUAGUAGCUCCCAGGUAUCGGAGGUGUUCCCUUGUGGAGCCCUCUGUAUAAUUUGUAUUGUCUUGUAACAACCCUUCUUCCUCUUUGCCGAAGGAUGUUCCGUCGUGGAUUGUCGGAGUUGUGUACUCAUUGAUUGCUCGUUGAGUCUACUCCCCUUCACCCCAUUUUUUUUGGUAGUGAAGGGAAGGCUUCAAGAAACUUAGUUUCCUGGUAAGGCUUGGCCUAUCGGGAGGCAACAACAUACACAAUUAGCUCCCCCCUCGGGUUAACCUUCCGAGUUCCGAGGGGAUCGAGGGUCGUUUCCUCGGCAUAAGACAGAGUCUGUAGCCUGCCUCCCCUUGGGGGAUGGCACGGAAAGCGCCUCAGUUUUGAAAGUCGUUCUCUCAGCACGAGAUGUAGUCUUUGGCCUGCCAUACCCUUGGGGUAAUGGCGCGGGAAGCGUUUCGUUUUUGAAAGUCGAAUCCUGGGCAUAUUAGUUGCCUGCCACACCCUUGGGGUAGUGGCGCGGAAAGCGUUUCGUUUUUGAAAGUCGAAUCCUGGGCAUAUUAGUUGCCUGCCAUACCCUUAGGGUAAUGGCGCGGAAAGCGUUUCAGGGAUGGGUUUUUUAUUUGAACACUGGUUGCAAAUGGCCGGGGGCACUACGUGCUGCCGGCACCGAUAGGUGGCGCCUUCGGUAUAAAUGCGUCCUCGAGGGGUACGACUUCCGAAACAACACUUGGUGUCUGUUUCAGCAUACGGCCCCCGCUAUUUGGUACCGGGGGGUCUUCAAAGGGAAACACUUGGUGUUUUUCGCUGUCUGGAGUUGAUAGGAGUACGUACCCUCGGUACUUGGUACGGAAGGGUCUUCUUUGAAAAACACUGGGUGUUUUUCUUCAUUCGUUGCAGGUAGUGGGGGUGUCUACCCUCAGCACUUGGUGCCGAAGGGUCUUGCUUGUAAUAAGGCCUUGGGCCGAGAGCUUGUUAUGAGGGUUUGGCCGCUCAUAAGAGUCUUGUUUCUUGUUUUUGGUGUCUUCAAUACGUCUUCAUUCUUCGAAUUUGAAGGCCUUGGGCCGUAGGAUAAUACAUUCAUUAGUUAUGAGGGUUUGGCCGCUCUAACAUUACUGAUAAAAUUUAACUAGGUGAUGUACAUUCCAAUGCCUAGGGACCUCUGUCCCAUUGGGGCGUUUGAGUUUGUAAGUCCCAGGUUUGAUGGGGCCCACAAACUUAGGUGUCAUCUUGCCGCCCUCAGUUGGUUGGCUAGCUUCCCUCUGUCGGAGGACAUAAUCCCCCACUUGGAAUUCUCGAGAGCGGACCUUGGCGUCGAUGUAGCUUUUGACUUGCCUUCGGUAGUUUUCCGCUCGUAUGAAGGCUUGCUCUCGGCGUUCUGAGAUGAGGUGAAGGUCGAGGGCCAUGUUGGCGUCAUUGACUUCGGGAUCAUAUUGGGCUACCUUCGGGUAGGAAGAGUCAUUUUAGUGGGAGCUUUAGCCUCAAAUCCAUAGCACAGGGAGAAGGGUGUUUCACCUGUUGCCCACCGAGGGGUGGUGCGGUAAGCCCAUAGGAUAUUGUGGAGUUCUUCUACCCAGCCUCCCCCUUCGGCCUCCAACUUCUUUUUGAGUCCCUCAAGUAAUGUCCGGUUGGCAUUCUCCACUUGACCGUUGCCUUGAGGGUAAGCAACGGAUGAGAAGGUGUGCUUUGAUGCCCCAUGCCUCUAGGAGGGCACAGAAGGGGGCUGCCUCAAAUUGGGUUCCGUUGUCGGAGAUGAUUUGUUGGGGGACGCCAAACCUUAUGAGAAUGUUCUUUAGGACAAAGUGGCGCCAACGAUGAUGUACCUGUUGUUGGAGGUACCCCUCGGCAGAGGGCCCGCAAGGUCUAUGCCCCAUCUAGCGAAGGGUAUAGAUGUGCUGAUGGGGGCAUAGUUGACCGCUGGCCUGCCGGGGCUUUCUGGAAGUGUUGACAUGCGGUACAUCUUCGGGCGAGAUCCGCACAAUCUCGGGCCAUCGUAGGCCAGAAGUAGCCCUGGAUUAUGAGCCUUCGGGACAUGGAGAAGGGUCCCUGAUGAGCUGAACAAGUGCCACUGUGCACUUCCUCCAUUGCAACUUCGGCUUCAUCUUGAUGAAGGCACCGGAGCAGCGUACCAUUGUAAGAUCGUUUGUAGAGCCUUCCGUCCUCGAUGGUGUAGCUGGGGGCCCUCAACUUUGCCAGCUUGGCGCGGGCCUCAUCCUCGGGCAGCUGCCCUGUGGUGACGAAGGCAAUGAUGUCUGAGAUCCAGUCCUCCUGUCUUUGUUGUAUAUUCAUGAUGGGGCUGACGUGUAUGCUGGAGAGGUUGAGCUCCUCGAUUUUGGUGAUUUUGGAUAUGUGCUCAGGGGAUUCGGCCGAGAGCUUUGAUAAAAUGUCGGCCUUAGAAUUUUGAGCCCUCGGUAUUUGAGUGAGAGAGUGUGCCUCAAAUACCUUAAGCAAUUUCUUGGUGGCUUCCUUGUAUUGUUUCAUCCUCCCUUUUUUGGCCUCAUACUCUCCUGAAAUUUGGCCGACGACUAACCUGGAAAGAGAAGCGGAUGGCAUAAAUGGCCAGCCGAAGGCCACAGAGGAGGGCCUCAUAUUCGGCUUCGUUGUUGGAGACUUUGAAAGAGAAGCGGAUGGCAUAAUAGGCCCGGAUGCCUUCGGGAGAAAUGAGAACUACCCCUCCCCCAUAAGCUUUGAUAGCGGAGGAGCCGUCGGUGUAGAGAGUCCACCAGUCAUCCGAGGGAGCCGAAGGCUCCUCGUCCGUGGCUGAUAUUGCCGUGCAUUCCGUCACGAAGUCCGCCAGGGCUUGGCCCUUGAUGGCAGGCACCGGAUGGAUGUUGAUGUUGUAUUGGCUGAGGAAGAGCCCACUUUACCAUCUGGGAGGAGCUGGUGGGGCUCCUCAUCAAAGCGCCGAGGGGUUGGUGUGUGAGGACUUGGACCGGAUGGGCUUGGAAGUAGUGGCCCAACUUCUUGACAGUCCAGACAAUAGCUAGCACCGUUUUUUCCACAGGGGAAUACCGGAGUUCCGCUUCACUGAUGGUCUUGCUAACAUAGAAGAUGGCAUGCUGGACGCCAUCUUCUUCCCGGAUGAGUACUAAGCCGAUGGCCGCCGGGCUAACACCAAGGUAAAGGUACAGGGUUUCCCCUACCUUGGGUUUGGAGAGCACAAGGGGUGAAGAUAAAUAUCGUGUCAGCUCGUCGAAGACCUCCUGGCACUCUGAGGUCCAUUGGAAGCCGGCGGUCUUCCUCAUGAUCUGAAAGAAGGGUAAGGACUUCUCCGCCGAUUUGGAUAGGAAGCGGUUGAGGGCUGCCAGACGGCCCGUCAAUCGUUGGACUUCCUUCACGUUGCGUGGGGGCUCCAUGUUGGUGAUGGCCUGGACUUUCUCGGGGUUGGCCUCAAUCCCCCUUUGGCUCACCAUGUAGCCUAAAAACUUGCCUCCUUGCAUGCCGAAGGUGCAUUUCUUCGGGUUUAGCCAAAGGUUGAACUUUUGCAUGAUGGCGAAGAUCUCCCGAAGGUCGUCAGCAUGGCUCGAUGAUUGUUUGCUUUUGACGAUCAUGUCGUCAACAUAGGCCUCCAUGGUGCGCCCUAGGACAGCCUGAAAGACUCUGGCCACCAUCCGGGUGUAAGUGACGCCUGAGUUCUUAAGGCCGAAGGCCAUGUCAAGGUAGCAGAAGAUGCCCUCGGGAGUCAUGAAGGCUGUGUUUUCGGCGUCUUCCUCGUGCAUGAAAAUUUGGUGAUACCCUCGGAAGGCAUCGAGGAAGGACAUGAUCUCGCACCCCGCGAUCUCUACCACCAGUUGAUCAAUAUUUGGCAAGGGAAAGGGGUCCAUGGGGCACGCCUUGUUUAAAUCAGUGUAGUCUACGCACAUGUGGAAGGUGAGCGGCUUUUGUGCGAGGACUACGUUAGCCAGCCAUGAGGGGUAUUUUACCUCCUUGAUGUGCUUGAUGGAGAGGAGCAUGGCGACCUCUUUCUUCACAAAAUCCCUUCUCUCGGUCGAGGGGGUCUUCUUCGCUGUUGUAUAGGUUUGACCGAAGGGUCCACCAAGAGGCGGUGGGUGAUGACCCUUCGGCUAAUUCCGGGCAUGUCCUCCGACCCGCAUGCAAAAACAAUGGAGUAGGCGUGGAGGGCUUCAGUUAUGUCGGUUUUCAGGUCUUCAGGGAGCUUGGCUCCAAUCUUCACAACCCUCUCCGGCUUGGCCGGAUCGAGUGCGAGGUCUUCUACUUCCUCGGCGGGCUCAGCCCUCGGCCUCUUCUCUUCUCCCUCCACGGUUCCGGUGAUGGUGUCAACACGGAACUCGGUCUUACUAACCUUCUUUGUCACUUGAAGGUAGCAAGCGCGGACAAGUUUUUGAUUCCUCUUUGAGUACCCGAUGC